UCUUCUCCCCAGACGAUUUCGGGCCUUUUUUGCUCGUCUUUGACUGUUAUUUCUAAAGCGGACGCUACCACCCAGACACCUUGAAUCCGCUUUUCUCUCUGUCUCUGCUCCGUAUUAGCGGCUAAUUCUGGUUCCCCGACGCCGGAGCCACAGCUCCACAGUCUGAACUACGCCUUCACCUCUUUUCCUGAAACAGACUUUUUACCAACUUCAAGACGACUAUUUAGCCUAGUCAAAGGAAAGACUCGAGCAUUUGCUGACUUUGGGGGCUCAGAGGAAGUGAAGAGUCUGUGGUUCGAUCGGUUUUGUUUUGUGUUUGCAGAUCUGAGAGGAGGAUUGUGAGUUCUCUAGGGUCCGAUACGGUUGGUUUUUUGUGCGAGUAUUUUUGUUGUUGAACCGUGUUUGUUUUUUUUCUGUUAUUAUUUUUGUUUGGGGGGUGGAGGCAAAUGUGAAGGUUGUUGAUGGUAGUGUACGGACAAGGAAGAGCCGUUGUGGUCGGCGAUGACCGGAAUUCUUGAGAGAGAUCGGAAGGGGAGGAGGUGGUGUUGGUGUGCCAGUGAAACUCUCACAUGGAAUGGCAGAUCUUGUUAGCUACGGAAAUGCCCACCGUGACAUCGAGCAGGCACUAAUUGCUUUGAAGAAGGGUGCUCAAUUAUUAAAAUAUGGUCGUAAGGGAAAGCCUAAGUUUUGCCCAUUUAGACUUUCUCAAGAUGAAUCAUCUUUAAUCUGGAUUUCUCGUAGUGGAGAAAGAAGUUUGAAGUUAGCUUCAGCUUCAAGAAUUCUUCCUGGACAAAGAACCGCUGUUUUCCAACGAUAUCUGCGUCCCGAAAAGGACUACUUGUCCUUUUCUCUUAUAUACAACAACGGAAAACGAUCUCUUGACCUGAUUUGUAAAGACAAAUGUGAAGCAGAGGUGUGGAUUACUGGCCUUAAAGCAUUAAUAUCCUCAGGGCAAGGUGGGCGCUCAAAAAUUGAUGGAUGGAGUGAUGGAGGCCUCUGUUUUGAGGAUAACAGAGACUUGACAUCAAAUAGUCCAAGUGACAGUUCAGUCAGUACUACAAGAGAUAAUAGCUAUUCAGAAGUUUCUGUCAGUUCCAACACAAAUACUUCUCCCCAGGAUCAUAGGCCUGAGAAUCCUGUGCAUUGUGAAAGAUCAUAUGUAGCUUUGGACCAAACAAUUAUGCAAGUAAAAGGAUCUGGUUCAGAUGCUUUUCGGGUUAGUGUUUCUAGUGCCCACAGCACCUCUAGUCAUGGUUCUGCACCUGAUGACUGUGAUGCUUUUGGGGAUGUAUAUAUAUGGGGCGAGGUGAUAUCUGAUAAUCUUGUCAGGGCUGGGGCCGAUAAAAAUGGUAGUUCUUUGAGCAGAAGAGCUGAUGUGCUUCUUCCCAGGCUGUUAGAGUCCAAUGUAGUUUUGGAUGUACAUCGUAUAGCCUGUGGGGUUCGGCAUGCUGCUUUAGUCACUAAACAAGGUGAAGUUUUCACAUGGGGUGAAGAAUCUGGAGGACGACUGGGCCAUGGUUUUGGGAAAGAUGUUGCUCAACCUCGCUUAGUUGAAUCAUUAGCAUUUUGCAGUGUUGAUUUUGUUGCAUGUGGAGAAUUUCAUACUUGUGCUGUUACUGCUUCUGGUGAACUUUAUACAUGGGGAGAUGGGACACAUAAUGCUGGGCUUCUUGGUCAUGGUACUGAUGUCAGUCACUGGAUGCCCAAGAGAAUUGCUGGUCCCUUUGAGGGACUUCGAGUUGAUAUGGUUACUUGCGGGCCAUGGCAUACGGCCUUGAUAACAUCAACAGGGCAGCUCUUUACAUUUGGUGAUGGAACCUUUGGUGUUUUGGGCCAUGGAGACAGGGAAACUGUUUCAUACCCAAGGGAGGUUGAAUCUCUGUCAGGGUUGAGGACAAUUGCUGUUGCAUGUGGUGUAUGGCACACUGCUGCCAUAGUGGAGGUUAUUGUCACACAGUCUAGUUCAAGUGUUUCAUCUGGAAAAUUGUUCACUUGGGGUGAUGGAGAUAAAAAUCGUCUUGGACAUGGAGACAAGGAACCUCGGCUUAAACCUACAUGUGUUUCAGCGCUUAUUGAUUAUGAUUUUGACGAAAUUGCUUGUGGGCACAGUAUAACUGUUGGCUUGACCACAUUAGGACAUGUCUUCACAAUGGGGAGGACUGUUUAUGGUCAACUUGGCAAUCCCCAAUCUGAUGGGAAGCUACCUUGCUUGGUAGAAGAUAAGCUUGUUGGGGAAUCUGUUGAAGAAAUUGUGUGUGGUUCCUAUCAUGUGGCAGUAUUGACAUCCAGAAAUGAAGUCUAUACAUGGGGAAAGGGAGCUAAUGGGAGACUGGGUCAUGGAGAUGUUGAAGAUCGGAAGACACCAACCUUAGUUGAAGCUUUGAAGGAUAGACACGUUAAAUAUAUUGCUUGUGGAUCAAACUACACAGCAGCUAUAUGUCUUCACAAAUGGGUUUCUGGUGCUGAGCAGUCUCAGUGUUCAGCUUGUAGACAGGCUUUUGGCUUUACAAGGAAGAGGCACAACUGCUAUAACUGUGGGCUUGUGCACUGCCACUCAUGCAGUUCCAGAAAAGCACUAAGAGCUGCACUAGCUCCUAAUCCCAGCAAGCCGUAUCGCGUGUGUGAUUCUUGUUUUGCAAAACUGAGCAAGAUGGCAGAAGCUGGUGUCAACAGCAGGAGAAAUGCUGUACCACGCCUCUCUGGUGAAAACAAAGAAAGGUUAGACAAGGCUGAUAUACGAUUGGCCAAGUUGGCAAUACCGUCCAAUCUUGAUUUUAUUAAACAGUUAGAUAACAAAGUAGUCAAACAAGGAAAGAAGGCUGAUAUGUAUGUUUUGUCCACUGCUGUUGACAUGCGUCGAACAGUUCCCAAACCAGUUCUUACACCAUCUGGUGUUAGUUCCAGGUCAGUGUCACCUUUCUCAAGGAAACCCAGCCCCCCACGUUCAGCAACACCUGUUCCUACCACAUCAGGGCUUUCUUUUUCUAAAAGCAUCACUGAUAGUAUGAAGAAGAGUAAUGAACUGCUGAAUCAAGAAGUUCUCAGAUUACGUGCUCAGGUCGAGAGCCUGAGACAACGAUGUGAACUACAAGAAUUGGAGCUUCAGAAAUCAACGGAGGACGCAGCUGGAAACAAGGAAACUAACUCAUUCAAUCAUACCCAGGGGAUUUUGACCUCGAAUGGCGAGGAUUACCAUUCAGAUGUCAGACUUCCUAAUGGCAGUGGAGGUGUUCAAGCAGGAAUCAUUGGUGAGGCUGUUGACAACAGGGAAUCUGGGCCUUUCCAAGAUGGUGAGAAUGGUAAGAAAUCUAGCAAUUCUGAUGUGACUGGCAAUGCUAAUCAAGUUGAGGCUGAAUGGAUCGAACAGUACGAGCCUGGUGUGUAUAUAACACUUGUAGCAUGCCGGGAUGGAACUAGAGAUCUUAAACGAGUGCGCUUCAGCCGGAGAAGAUUUGGAGAGCACCAAGCUGAGACUUGGUGGUCAGAGAACCGGGAGAAGGUUUAUGAGAGGUACAAUGUUCGUGGGUCGGACAAGUCAUCGGUUGCUAGCCAGACUGCCAGCAGAUCUGAAGGAGCUGUAUCACCAUCUAGCCAACUUCAACUAAUCUAAUGGAGGAAAUUCUCCGUUACCCCUUCUUUUGCAUUAUACAUUUAUUAUGAUAAUAUAUAUAUAUAAGGGCUGAGCAGACUCAUGAAAAGCAGUAAACACCAUUUUCUCCCCUUGUUUUUUCUUCAUAUUUUCCUCUCUUUUGUUGUGCCUUCCUGUUUCCAUUAUUUAUUUUCUAGUUUAAAAUUCAAUUUUUGGGACUCUGCCCUUUUUACCUCUGUUCUAGUGUGGUGUAUAUAAAUCAUCGAUAAUUAUAAUCUAAG
Molecule: messenger RNA, 3870 nt
Organism: Ilex paraguariensis (yerba mate)
Lineage: Eukaryota; Viridiplantae; Streptophyta; Magnoliopsida; Aquifoliales; Aquifoliaceae
Source: the annotation of a GenBank genome assembly